GAUAGUAAAGUCUUUUCAUGCAGGAAAAACAAAAUGCUGGGUGUCUCAUAAAAUUUCAAAACCUGAUUUCAAAAGGAUCACAACAAAAAGGAAACAAAAUUCACCAUGGUGGACUCUUCUACAGGUUAUACUUCUUAAUGGAAUGUUUCUAUGUAUCAGUACCAUCAACAUGAGGAAAAAAGGAGUUUUGUUGAUUUGAACUUUGAUGUAGCACUCAUAUUGAAGACUUUAUGCUAAUGAUACCACCUAAAGAAAAAUGAGCAGGCAAAAUUGCUGGAUUUGUAAAAUGUGCAGAAAUGGAUCUAAGAGACUACCUUCAAGCCUUACCUUGGAGGAAGUGUUACAGUGGGCCCAAUCUUUUGAAAAUUUGAUGACCACAAAAUAUGGUCCAGUAGUCUAUGCAGCAUAUUUAAAAAUGGAGCACAGUGAUGAGAACAUUAAAUUCUGGAUGGCAUGUGAAACCUAUAAGAAAACUGCCUCACGGUGGAGCAGAAUUUCUAGAGCAAAGAAGCUUUAUAAGGUCUAUAUCCAGCCACAGUCCCCUAGAGAGAUUAAUAUUGACAGUUCUACAAGAGAAACUAUCAUCAAGAACAUUCAAGAACCUACUCAAACAUGUUUUGAAGAGGCUCAAAAAAUAGUGUAUAUGCAUAUGGAGAUGGAUUCCUAUCCCAGAUUUCUGAAGUCAGAAAUGUACCAGAAACUUUUGAAAACUAUUCAGUCCAACAAUUCCUGACUACCACCCAAAUCUUUAAAUUGAAGAUGGUAUCUUGUAAAUACUGACUUUGGUCUUUUAAUUUAGAAAAACAGAAAAUCAAAAGUAAGUAGGAAUAAAACAGAAAUCAAGCUAUAAAUUGAUUUCUACUCCCCAAAGGGACACAGAUUCCAAAAACAACUCUAAAACUCCUAUAAAUAACACAAAUAUAGCAUAUCUAUAUAGCUCAGCUAAUAUAUAAGUAAAAGGAAGAUCUUUCUUCAUGACACAAAUAUGUUUUCUAUAAUAGUCAACUGUUUUCUUAUUAAUGUUUCUUAAUAGCUGUUUUCUGACGAGAUCAGGCAUGUUCAGGAUGGUAUGGUCGUAAACAAUAGCUGUUUUCUUAUUAACAAAAUUUUGUUAUAAUGAUAUGACAGAAAAUUAUUCCUUUAAAAAAUUUAUCUCUGUGAAUCAUUUCUCUAGCAUGAAUGUAUUCUACAAGUAGAGUGUUCUUAAUAACUUGAAUUAGUAAACAAUAAUACAAAAAGUAUACUUAUCAUGAGCAAUAUUAAAAAGGUAUAUUCUUGAGAAAUAGUCUAUCAGUAAAAUUUUCCUAAUAUGUCCAUAAUUAACCUUCUAGAUCACAUAUAUUUUCUACACAUAAAACUUUGUGAUGAUUCUAAGCUCUUAAAAAUGUAUAGUUUUUUUGCUUUAUUGUUGCACUUGCAUUUCUUUAAGGUUAGAAACUUUACUUCCUAUGUUUUGAGUUUUUUCCUAUAACAUGAAUUUAUUGUG
Molecule: messenger RNA, 1486 nt
Organism: Chinchilla lanigera (long-tailed chinchilla)
Lineage: Eukaryota; Metazoa; Chordata; Mammalia; Rodentia; Chinchillidae
Gene: Rgs13
Product: regulator of G-protein signaling 13
Exons: 7
Coding region: 257-733 (158 amino acids)
Source: RefSeq, a predicted model, not a curated record